Didymodactylos carnosus is the source of this 1089-nucleotide messenger RNA. Lineage: Eukaryota; Metazoa; Rotifera; Eurotatoria; Philodinida; Philodinidae. The record is from the annotation of a GenBank genome assembly.
AUGUCACUUGAACAAUUACCUGACGAGUUAUUAUUGAUUAUAUGCUCGUAUUUAAAUCAAUAUGAGAUAUUAUUAGCUUUCACAGGUCUUAAUAAUCGUUUUGAUCAAACAAUAAGAGAAUUUAUGCAAAAAAUCGAUAUCAAUGACAUACUAUUCAACGAAUUUGUAACUUAUUAUAAAGUAAUCUUUCCGUCAAUUGGUACUCACGUUCUUUCUUUGACAAUAUCCAACGUACGGAUGGUCGAAAUAUUAUUACUGAAUGCUCAGAUAAACUUUGUGAAAUUAUUUUCGAAUCUAAAAUAUUUAUCAUUUAACUAUUGUGACAAUGAUAAAUCUGAUGAGAAUUUUUAUAUGCUAACACACGAAGCUGACCUAUCAAAACUCACUAGAUUAAAACGACUGAAAUAUUUAACUGAACUUUAUAUUUAUUUUGAAUCAAUUAAUGAUAUUCAUAAACCAAUAUUCAUCAACAAUAUAUUUCAUCGUAAAAGUAAACAGUUAGAAAAGAUUGUUCUUCAAUCGUCUGACAGUUUAUUUGAAUUUGAUAUUCAAGUACCAAUUUGUUCUCAUAUUCGAGAUUUAACAAUACCACUGAAAAGUAUUGAUGAUCUAUUAAUGUUAUGUGAUAGUAUACCGUAUGUUGAACGAUUAGAUGUUCGUAUUGAGUGGACAUUGAGAGUGAAUAUUUUUCAUCUUCAAGGAUUAAAUCUUCCCAAUUUAACUGAACUUCAUUUACGAUUUUUAUCAUCAAAAAAAACCAAAUCUCUUGAAUCUGAAAUGUUCCACUUUCAAGAAUUUUAUUGUUUAAUUAAAACUCUAAAAAGUCUUCAAACACUUUUAAUUGAUAUUGAACAACAGUACAACGAACAAUAUAUUGAUGGUACUCAAUGGAAACAAUUACUCACGUAUUUUGCAAAAUUAGACAAAUUCGUGUUGUCAAUUAAAAUUUGUUGGCCAUUUGACUUUAAAUUUAUUGUAGAAUCCUUUCGACUGGGUUUCAUAUCCGAUGAUAAAUGGAAUUUCCUAGAAUUUAACGAUAUAAUUAGAAAACAUGCACAUCUCACUCUACGGUCAAAAUUGAAUCAUUAG